AUGACGUGGAUGGCUGCGGUCCAGAGCAGGCAGACUGCAGCUCCGUCAUCAGAAGUACCCCACGGGGCUGCUGUGCCCCAGGUGGAGCUGGCUGCACAGCUGGCCCUGACUCUGCCCACACUUGGAGGCGCCUGGGCCGGGCGCGGCCGCCUCCGCGCCUGCUGGGCCCGCCGCGACCCGCGCCUGGCCCGCGCCUUCCGCGCCGCCUGCGCCCGCCGCCCGCCCGCCGCCCCCGGGGCCGCGCUGCGCCGGGACCUGGCCGCGCUCUGGCGGCGCCGCGCCGCCUGCGCCGACCCCGCGCCGCCGGGAGGGCGCCGGCGCCGCCGGCGGGGCUGGACGCUGCCGGGCACGCUGUGGUGCGGGGCCGGCGACUCGGCGGGGGACGCCAGCGAGCUGGGUCUCUUCCGCGGCCCUGACCGGUGCUGCCGGGAGCACGACCGGUGCUGGGCGCAGAUCACGGCGCUUCAGUUCAACUACGGCAUCCGCAACUACCGCCUGCACACCGUUUCCCACUGCGACUGCGACGCCCGGUUCCGGCAGUGCCUGCUGGCGCUCAACGACACCAUCUCCCACAUCAUCGGCGUCACCUUCUUUAACCUGCUGGAGGUGCCCUGCUUCGUGCUGGAGGAGAGCGAGGAGUGCGUGCAGUGGCACUGGUGGGGAGGGUGCCAGCGUUACGGUGUAGUACCCCUGGCUCGGAUGGUGCAGCAGAGUCAGUACCGCUACGGCCUGCCCGCGGAGACCGGCCGCCCUGCUGUGCAGCCCCCGAGCAAGAGAAAGAAGGCCUCUAGAGCAGGGUGCCGGCGGCUCCGGCAGGGACUGGAGCGAAAUCCCAGGCUCUGUCAGGCACGGAGACCUGUGACAGCCCAGCAGGCGCAGGGCCCAGGUGCCUUGUCCCCUGUGUCUGCCGGGGGCAGGGCUGAACCCACAACCAGGCACUUGGCAGCGCAGCGGGGGCUGGAGCCCGGCCACCCGACAGCAAUGACGGUGUUGGGACAGGACCUUGCUGGAGAAAGGCGAGUGCCGGGAGAAGCAGAGCAAAGACCAGGGGGCUCAGCAGACCCUGCCUGCACAGCCUGCCCCCAGGAUGGCAGUGUUGGAUCCAGCCCGGCUGCGGAACGGUGCGGAGCCACCCCAGUGCCUGCCAGAGGGGGUGGCAGGCCACGGGGCCCAGGCAGGGUGUGCAGGUACUACAAGAACCUGGAUAAGUGCAAGUACCAGAUUGCACCCCGUGAGGUGAAGUACCAGCUGCACAACGUGGACACCCGGACGCUCUUCCACUGCAACUGCACUUGGAGGCUGGCCCGGUCCCUGCGCAGGGCGAGGAACCUGAGUGAUGUGGAGGUGGCUGUCCUGGCUGACUGCAUUGCCAUGGACUGCUUUGUGCUGGAGCCGCCCACUGACUGCAGCCCCGGCGAGGGGUCACAGCACAACUGUAUGGCAGCAACCCAGGCUGUGCUGGUACCUGCACAGCAUCUCAAAAAGACCCUGAGGCACUGGGGUCCUCCCCAUGUGACCUCCAAGGCCCAGUGUCCAGACUGGAAGACACAGGACAGCGGUGGCACCUUCUACACGCGAUGCCUACAGCUGGCCUUGGAGCAGAAGCCAGAUGCUUGGCACCACACAGUGCCCUGAUGAUGCCUGAGAAGCGCUGCCUUGUGUGGGGAAGACGUGGAGCUGCUUGAUUUCUGAUCCUUGAAGCAAAGGAUGGCACCAAGUAGGGCUGCUGGCAUGAUUGCAUGGAGCUGGAGGGCCACAGCUGGAAUGGAGGCAGGCAGAGAGGGACUAACAAGCCUCUCAAGGAGCUGUGGCUGCUAUUGAUGAGCAUCCAAGGAAGAGGAGGGCUCGGGCAAGGGGAAACCCACCAGCUUUGUGCCCUGGAGCAGGGGCAAUGCUCUAGGCAUUGGAUUCCCCAGGCAGGGGGGAUGGCAGGGCCCCCCACCCAUGGAUUUAUGCCCUUUCAGCUGGGGGGGGCCUGAGCAGUGUGGGGUGAUCCUGAACCCCUCCCCCAGACAGGGGGGGUGGGAGAGGGUACGAGGAGGGGUCUGUGCUGGUUCCCAGCCAUGGAGCAAGGUGUGUGUGGUGGUGGGGGGCUCUGCCCUGGGGAGGGGUCAGUCCCUGUGCGUACCAAAAGAUAAAUAAAGGGUGAUCUGAGCGUG
Molecule: messenger RNA, 2159 nt
Organism: Tyto alba (common barn owl)
Lineage: Eukaryota; Metazoa; Chordata; Aves; Strigiformes; Tytonidae
Gene: PLA2G3
Product: phospholipase A2 group III
Exons: 8
Coding region: 1-1635 (544 amino acids)
Biological process (GO): arachidonate secretion; phospholipid metabolic process
Molecular function (GO): A2-type glycerophospholipase activity
Source: RefSeq, a predicted model, not a curated record